AUGCUACGAAGUCCAGAGUAUCACGGCCGCGAUGGCGGAAGCAUCUCCCGUGCUGCAGCCUGCCGCUGGUCCCCCGCUAUCCCGAGCCCCGGAUACUGGCAGAAGAUCCGCGGAAAGAAAGACUUCACAGACUCCGUGCGGUUCGGGUGUUUCGUGUCGCUAGCUCUCGCGUCGGCGGUUGUUGUAGCGCUCGCGGCUGUGAUGAUAGUCUCGCCGCAAUCCCCGCAAAAGCUGCUGCUUAACUCCGCGUUUUCCGCGUCCUCCUCGUUGCCGAUUCUUCCGGCGAAGAAUGCGGCGACAGAUGCGGCGACAGAUGGGAGCUCAUAUGAGAUUCGCGCGGAACGAAGCAGCAUGCCGGAGACGAAUAGCGGCGUGGCUGUCGCCAUAGCGGAGGGCGAUCUUCCCGCGCGAAUGCAGACCCUCUGUCUCGCACCCGCGGUGGCGGCAGCGCUGUGGCGCCGCCAGCAGCAGCGGACGGGGGAGGGGUGGACGCAACCCGCGGGUACGCGCCUUGGGCUUCGCGCAGGGGCGGAGGGAGCGGAAGGAGAGGCCAUGCGCAUUUCGAUAGUGUGGGCGCAAAAAGCAGCAGAACGCGGAGCGGAAGGGGGGAAUGCGGAUGUGGCGUUCCGCGCGCUGUUUCAAGGUCCGCCCGCGCGCAGCCGAAUGGAGCUUCCCCGCGGACUGGCGGAGUAUUGGCCGGAUGUGACCGUGUCGGAAGGGCCAAGCGGCGAAGACGGAGAGCGCGAAUCGCGGGAAGGGUUGGAGGAAAUCACAGUGAACGUGCCUCAUUGCUCGGAAGAUGCGACCAACGGGAGCGCGACACCUGGCACGGGAUUCGUGCAUCCGGGCUGGAAGGUGUCGCUGCGAGUGCCACGUCAUCUGAAGACGCUCAGGCACCAGGAUUGGACACCCCCCGAGGCAUGUUCCACCUUCCGCCUCUUCCAGUCAUGCCUGGGAGCUCUACAUCCCUCGCCACGUGUCAGCAAAUUAUUGGAUGGAGAACUGGGGGAGGAGCAGGAGGAUGAGGCCGAAGGAGCAGGAAGCACAGUGUCACUUUUCUCCAGGCUUAAAUCGAGUAGAGCAGUGUACCUUGAGGCCAAUCAGGUGAUGCCGAGUGGCACGUGCGGGGGGUGCCCCGAGGACCCUCUACUCAACUGCACGCUUCGCACGCUGACGUGGCGCUACCUGCGCGUGCCGUCCAACUCGUCUGACGUGGACUUCACUGUAGCAGCUGCCUCUGCUACAGACGCUGCUACAGUCGCGGGCACCUUCCAUCCCCUGCGCGCCCCCCUCCUCCUCCCCCACACCCGCAAGCGCAUCAGCCUGGGCUGCCCUGCCUCUCCCCCUCUUUCCGCCUCCCUUUCUUCUGCUCCCUCUCCUCCUCCACUCUCUACCUCCUCUCGACGAUCCAGCAAGAACAGCGAGCAGCAUAGCGAGGGCGAGGAGGAGAGCGAGCGAGAGGAGCAGCUGGAAAGCGAGGUGCAGAGGGAGGGCGAGGUGCAGAGUGAGGGGGAAGAGGGAACUGGGAGCGGGGAGCAGAAUGAGGGCGAGGUCGGAAGGGAGAGCGAGCAGCAGAGCGCGGGCGGGCAGACGAGUGAGGGCGAAGGGGGUCCAGCAAAGGCAGUGCGGCGAAGAUGGGUGCUGGAGGAGGGAGGAGAUGCAGAGGAUGCAGGGAGUGAGGGGAGUGAGGGGAGUGAGGGGAGUGAGGAGGCAGAAGACUUGCAGGGGGAGGAAAGGGAAGAGGAAACGGGGGCGGAAGAGCAGGCGGGAGGAGAUGAGAGGGCUGGGCAAGUCACGAUGAAAGAAAUGGGCGACAGUGAUAGCAGCAGUGGCGGCACCCAUACUAGCAGCCGCAGCAGACGCGGAAGAAAAGGCAGGAGCAGCACAAGCGCGAGCAGCAGUGGUACUGGCAGUACCACCACGACUGGCACCUCCGGCAGUGGGACUGGCAGCACGAGCAGCGCUGCUGCUGCUGACCUGACGGAGUGUCAGCAGCUGCAACUGGCGGAGCUGCUGGUGCUGUCGUCUGCUCGAGGGCUGCUCCACACGCGCCCCUCUGUGGAGGCACUCUUCAUUGCCGCCCAGGCCAGGGCGCGGAUCAACCAGAAGGCACUCCCUGCUGCUGCUGCUCCUGCCACUGAUGCUACUGCUGCCGCUGAUGCUGCUGUGGCUUCUGGAGGUUCGUUGGGGGAAGCUGGUUUCUCCACUGCAGCCUUGUCUGCAUCAUCCUCGUUUGUGGUGGAUCCGUCAGUGUGUGAAGCCCCUGAGCUGGCGCCCUUCAAGAACAUGUGGUUCCUCCGACAGUACCUUGUGGAUGAGGAGCUAAAGACGAUCUACCGCUUUGUGCCCAAGGCAGCCUGCACGAGCUGGAAGGAGCUAAAGACCAUAUACUGCUUCGUGCCCAAGGCAGCGUGCACGAGCUGGAAGGUGUGGUUCCGCCAGCAGCACAACCUGCCCAACAUCUCCGACGUCUACCUCGCCCACGACCCCAAGCACUCAGGCCUGCACGUGCUCGCGUCCGGAUACACCGAAUCUGCCGUCAUGGCGCUCCUCACCCGCCCAGACUUCUUCAAAUUCACGUUCGUGCGCCACCCGUUUGCGCGCCUGGCGUCCGCUUACCUCAACAAGCAUGUGAACGGGGGGCCGCCGCAGGGGCGGGCGUUUUGGAACAAGAGGUUCUUCCAUGGCACGCGGCCGUUCCGGUGGUUGGUGGAGCAUCAAGGGGGAUCGGAUUUGCUGCAGUUUGGCGACUUUGUGGGGCUGCUGCGGACCAUGUUCAAGAGGAGACGCCGCACCAUGGACCCCCAUGUUGCCCCUCAGGUGGACGUCUGUCGGUUGAACGACAUUCGGUUUGACUUUGUGGGUCAUUUUGAGAACCUGGCGGAGGAUGUGCCCGUGGUGAUGCAGCGCCUGAAUCGCACUAUCACGUCUGAAGCGUUCUCCAUUGGGAAAUCAGCGCACCCCACUAACGCUCGCGACAAAUUCCUUGAUCUAUUCGACAAGAACGCGUAUGACGAAGCAACUGAGUUCCUCUCCAUAGACAUGAACGUGUCGCUGAACAACAUAUCGUUUUCACCUCCCCCAAGAUUACUUGAGCUCUUUGGGGAACGCGCAAUGUCUGCAGAAGGAUCCGAGGCGGCGGCAGCCGCGCAGGCCGCACCAGAAUCCUCCUCCACUCCCGCUCCCGCUGCUGACGUGGAUCAGCUUGCAGGAUCGUUCAAUGGGAUGACAUUGGACGAGCGGUACGCGCUGGUGCGGAGCGUGGGGGAGGAGUGCAUUCAGGAGGACGAGCUGCGCAACCUGCUGCUCAAGAAGAAAGACCCCGUCGCCUACGACGGCUUCGAGCCUUCCGGUCGCAUGCACAUCGCACAGGGAGUGAUGAAGGCGCUGAACGUGAACAAGCUGACCCAAUCAGGGUGCAUCUUCAAGUUCUGGGUGGCGGACUGGUUCGCGCAGCUCAACAACAAGAUGGGCGGCGAUCUCAAGAAGAUCCAGACCGUUGGUCGGUACAUGAUGGAGGUGUGGCGCGCAGUGGGCAUGGACCUCACGCGAGUGGAGUUCCUGUGGUCGUCCGAGGAGAUCAAUGGGCGCGCAGGGGAGUACUGGCCUCUGGUCAUGGAUAUCGCCAGGAAGAACAAGCUGCCCCGGAUCCUCAGGUGUUCGCAGAUCAUGGGGCGCAGUGAGACGGACGAGCUGUCGGCCGCACAGAUCUUCUAUCCCUGCAUGCAGUGUGCCGACAUCUUCUUCCUCAAGGCGGACAUCUGUCAGCUGGGCAUGGAUCAGCGCAAGGUGAAUGUGUUGGCGAGGGAGUAUUGCGACGACAUCAAGAGGAAGAUGAAGCCCAUCAUCCUCUCCCACCACAUGCUGCCGGGGUUGUUGCAAGGGCAGGAGAAGAUGUCAAAGAGUGACCCCAACUCUGCAAUCUUUAUGGAGGACGAGGAGGCGGAAGUGAAUGUGAAGAUCAAGAAGGCGUUCUGCCCGCCAGGGGAGGUGGAGGGCAACCCGUGCAUUGCCUACGUGCAGUACAUUGUGCUGCCGUGGUUCAAGCAGUUUGAGGUGGAGCGUAAGGAGGAGCACGGAGGCAACGUCAUUUACACCGAUGCUGAUCAGCUCUGUGCAGACUACAAGGAUGGUAAACUCCAUCCAGGUGACCUCAAGCUGGCGCUUUCCAAAGCAAUCAACAAGAUUCUCCAGGUGAGUCCAUGGACCACUUAG
Closterium sp. NIES-65 is the source of this 4215-nucleotide messenger RNA. Lineage: Eukaryota; Viridiplantae; Streptophyta; Zygnematophyceae; Desmidiales; Closteriaceae. The record is from the annotation of a GenBank genome assembly.